AUGACGUCGUUUUACGAGUUGAUCGGGGUCGCCAACAACCUAAACGAUGCCAAGCCGGCACUGAACCACAGGACGGUGAUGCUCAGUGUUGUGCUCUCGUUCCUGAUUCUGACGCUGUUGUGUGCGAGUCUGAGAAUCUGGUGCCGCAUCUUCAUCGUGCGCGCCUUUGGUUGGGAUGACGUCUGCCUGGUCCUGGUGAUGGUAUCCCUCUCGGUUGGGACCAUUGGCGCCUGCAUAGCAACAAAUCAUGGCCUAGGGGAGCAUAUGAUUCUCAUGGGCAACAAGAGGUUUGUAAAGUACAUGAGGAUCUUUUAUGUCUGCAACGGGACGUUGCCUGUUUCCACCACCUUUAUCAAAGUCGCCAUUCUGCUUCAGUACCUCCGCACGUUCGAGCGCGAUACCAAGUCUCGCGCCUUCACCAUCAUCAUCCUGGUCAUCACCGUCAUGUGGGGUACGGCCUACAUUUUCCUCGCAUGGGUCCCAUGCAUCCCCGUCGCCAGCUACUGGGACUGGUCCAUACCGCACCGAGGCCGCUGGGGAUUUGGGUCUCAGGUGGCGGAGGAGCUGAUCCGCACGUAUGAGAGCCAUGCCGCCAGCAACAUGGUCCUAGACUUCAUCAUCUUCGCAAUCCCGCUGCCGUUGUGCUUCAACAGCGAGGCAAACAAGAAGUCCCGCAAGAGCGCGCUCGCGCUGUUCUUGUUUGGAAGCAUUGUCUUGAUGCUCGCCGCCUGGCGCCUGAUCGACCUGGUGAGGACCCGGGCCGGGACGUACCCGACGCUCGAUGUGACCUGGUACGCGCCGCUGCCGAUGGUGCUCGCCAUCCUCGAGAUCGACAUCGCCGCCAUCUGCGCCUCGAUCCCCGUCUUCUGGCCGGUGCUGCAGAGCAGCAUGGGCAUGAUCUUCGUCACGCGCGAGGUCAAGGUCACCACGGAGAUGAUCGAGUCGUCGCCCCCCGGCGGCGACUACGACGACUGCGUCGAGAUGUCGCGCACGGAUCUCUCGCUCUUCCACCAGUCGACGACGAUGCUGAACGACACGACGGGGCUGAUCGACCCCAGCACCUACGCCAACCAGAACGCCGGAGUGGAAGCGACCCCCGUCAAGGAGACUGUGAUAUUCGGGGCCUACAUGCAGGGCAAGACGACGUGCGACGUGGAAGCGAUCAAGGCUGUAUGA
This is a messenger RNA of Colletotrichum higginsianum IMI 349063, 1176 nucleotides long. Its product is annotated as Integral membrane protein. Lineage: Eukaryota; Fungi; Ascomycota; Sordariomycetes; Glomerellales; Glomerellaceae. The record is from RefSeq and is a predicted model, not a curated record. Bases 1 to 1176 code for a protein of 391 amino acids. The transcript is spliced from 5 exons.